GACGGGUACCCGUGUGGAUCGUUACCCCCCCUCACCAACUGCAAGGAUUAUGUCGCUUUCGAAGCCCUUGACGCUCUCUAGGAUAAACGAUUUUAUUCUCGGGUCGUUUUCUGCCCUUCCACCCUCUGCAACUUUGGACCACUUGGUGCGGUACUUGGGAACAUGGAGUGGUAGCGAUAAAUUGUUCAUGGUGCUACAAUAUACCCUACAGCUACUGGUCCCUCUGUUGAAUCUGCGCGCGCGCCUGCAAUAUCGAGCUGGACUCAGGAAGGAUCCUACGAGCUCGGCUGCUGUUGGAAUAUCCAAGUUUGCGAAAAUCAUUAAUGAUUCACGGACACUGUGGAGAAUCUGGGGUCUGUUGCCCAUUUUCCAGUGGCUGAUCUCUCUGGAGCGGAACCCCCAGCCGACGCGUAAUUUGCUCACAAUUGAGCGUUUACAAGGGUGGUCAAUGCUGGGUUACUAUCCUCUCGAGCAUCUUAGUUAUCUCACAUCUCGAGACAUUAUCCCCUCCACUAUCUCAUCUCCUCUUGCUCCCCAAAAUGCCAUUACACUGAAGCCAGUACCCAUGGGAAUGUGGUCCUGCCGCUUCUGGGCUGCGUAUGUCAUUCUACAGUUUGCGCACUUGAGAGAAGACCGGAAGUUGUUGCAGUCGCGACAACGUACGCUACGCAAAGCGAAAGGCUCCGGAAUCACUGAAUCGGAAAAGAAGGAAAUACAAAGUCGAUCGGACUCGUAUUGGAAUGAAAUGGUGCUGAAUUUGGGAAAUCUUCCACUUGCUCUUCAUUGGUCAACCGAGAAAGGUCUCAUCAAGAAUGAGGUUUGGGUCGAUAUCCUAUGUCUCAUCACCGCUCUGGCAUCCUUCCGUGGUGGCUGGAGGGCGACGGCUUUACCCUCUCCUCCUCCUCCGGCUCCUAUACGUGCCGAAGGAGCAGUUCCCCUGCCUGAAACUAGUGCUGAUGUUCCGGCGGUGGCAUACGAGAUAUCUGGUUAAGAGGUGUGCCACGCAAAUGGGAGAUAACUAAGGGAACACUAUCUAUACAAAAAGUCGUUUAUUCCCAUUGUACAUUAUUUAUUUUCAUGGAGAGCUGCGGCUAAUUCAUGUCUUG
Guyanagaster necrorhizus is the source of this 1106-nucleotide messenger RNA. RefSeq lists its product as uncharacterized. Gene Ontology annotation, cellular component: peroxisomal membrane. NCBI's taxonomy places the organism in Eukaryota, Fungi, Basidiomycota, Agaricomycetes, Agaricales, Physalacriaceae. The record is from RefSeq and is a predicted model, not a curated record. The coding region runs from base 50 to 991 and encodes 313 amino acids. Gene Ontology annotation, biological process: peroxisome fission. The transcript is spliced from 6 exons.